AUGCAAAUCUUCGUGAAGACCCUGACCGGCAAGACCAUUACCCUCGAGGUCGAAUCCUCCGACACCAUCGAGAACGUGAAGCAGAAGAUCCAGGACAAAGAGGGUCGUUUGAUCUUUGCUGGCAAGCAGCUCGAAGACGGUCGUACUCUGGCCGACUACAACAUCCAGAAGGAGUCCACCCUGCACCUGGUCCUCCGGCUCCGUGGAGGUGGGAAGAAGACCAAGUGCUGCUUCGGCGAGUGCUCCAAGAGAGCAGUGCUCAUCACAGGCGACUGCCGCCAUUGCCAGCUCCAGUUCUGUGGCAACCACCGCCUGCCCGAGAGCCAUGCUUGCCAGAACAUGGAGAGCUGCAGGCAGGCCGCGUUCGAUAAAAACAAGAACAAGCUCCUCAGCGAGAAGUGCACCUCGCAAAAGAUCAACUUCUAG
This is a messenger RNA of Acanthamoeba castellanii str. Neff, 426 nucleotides long. Its product is annotated as ubiquitinfusion protein. Gene Ontology annotation, cellular component: cytoplasm; nucleus. The transcript has 3 exons. The record is from RefSeq and is a predicted model, not a curated record. Gene Ontology annotation, molecular function: ubiquitin protein ligase binding; zinc ion binding; protein tag activity. Gene Ontology annotation, biological process: protein ubiquitination; modification-dependent protein catabolic process. Bases 1 to 426 code for a protein of 141 amino acids. NCBI's taxonomy places the organism in Eukaryota, Discosea, Longamoebia, Acanthamoebidae.